UAAAGAACCACACCACGGCUACUGUUUAAAACACCUCGGUAGCUUGCUAGCCAACAUGCAACCGAAACAUUGAAGCUCUUUAAACCAGUUUUGUGAAUAUUCAUCUCGUUGUUUUAAAAACUAUUCUGUUGAGGUAUCUACUGGUUAACUUUAACGUAAUGUACUUGUUACAUUUGCAAACUUGUUCAGAUUGAUACUGAGCCUAGCACUAAGCUAGUCGCUAAUGCUAACUAGCUAGCUAGCAUCCACAACCAUGAGCUCUCUAAGCUACUCGCCCCCAGCUAAAGAAGAGGCGAUAUGUUGGACGGAGAAAGAAUCUCUCAGACUGAACGUUGUCAUAAAAGAAGAAGAGGAAGAUAUCUCAGUGAAAGUAAAGGAAGAAGCUUUCAGAAUUAAAAAGGAGGAAGAGGAGUCUAUCAGCAUCACAUUGAAAGAGGAAGAUGUUAUAGUGAAAGAAGAGAAAGAACCUUUUGGAUUGGAAGAAGAGGCUGUUAUAUUAAAAGAGGAGGAUGAUGUUAUAGUGAAAGAAGAGAAAGAACCCAUUGGAGUGAAGGAGGAAGAAAUGAUAGAGGUUGUCACAGUGGAAGAGGAGGAGGUAGAAGCUUUCAUAAUUAAAAAGGAGGAAGAGUAUAUUAUAAUGAAAGAAGAGGAAGAACCUUUUAGAGUGAAAGAGGAAGAGGAGGCUAUCUCAGUAAAAGAGGAGGAAGACGUUUUGGGAGUGAAAAAGGAGGAAGAGGAGACUGAAGAUCGGAUUAGCACCAGAGGGAGACCAGACUCUCACUCGGACAGCGGACAGAGUACUUCAGGGCACCCAGACCCAAAGAUGGCCAAACCAGCGAGACCACACCACUGCUCCCAUUGUGGAAAGAGUUUUAUUAAUUUAAGGAGCCUAAAAGUUCAUGAAAGAGUACACACAGGAGAAAAGCCUUUCCACUGCUCACAGUGUGGAAAGAGUUUUACUCAGUUAGGGAAUCUGAAAAUGCAUGAGAGAAUACACACAGGAGAGAAGCCUUUCCACUGCUCCCUGUGUGGAAAGAGUUUUACCCAGUUAGUUGCCGUGAAAACACAUGAGAGGACACACACAGGAGAGAAGCAUUUCCACUGCACCCUGUGUGGAAAGAGUUUUACCCGGAUAGGGUCCCUGAAAACACAUGAGCGAAUACACACAGGAGAGAAGCCUUUCCACUGCUCCCUGUGUGGAAAGAGUUUUACCCAGUUAGGGGCCCUGAAAACACAUGAGAGAACACACACUGGAGAGAAGAAUUUCCACUGUUCCCUGUGUAGAAAGAGUUUUACCCAGUUAGGGGCUCUGAAAAAACACGAGAGGACACAUACAAGAGAGAAGCAUUUCCACUGCUCCCUGUGUGAAAAGACUUUUACGCAGUUAGGGUCCAUGAAAACGCAUGAGAGGACACACACUGGAGAGAAGCUAUAUCACUGCUCCCAGUGUCAAAAUACUUUUUCCACAUUAAGGGACCUGAAAUCACAUGAAAGAACCCACUUAGUAGAGAGGCAGAGGCCGUUCCAAUGCUCUCAGUGUGGAAAGAGAUUCAUCCAGUCAUCACAUCUGAAAGAUCACACGACAACACACACUGGAGAAAAAACAUUCCAAUGCUCUCAGUGUGAAAAGGGUUUUACCAGGUUAAGCACACUAAAAACACAUAAGAGUACACACAGGAGAUCAGCAUUUCCAAAGCUUCCAGUGUGAAAAAAACGUUUUGUACACCUGAAAAUGCAUCCAUUAACAACUAUUGAUGAAUUUAUUGGGGGGGGGGGGGUUGCACUGAGUACGAGGACAACCCAGGGGAUAACGCGUUAAAGUGAAAAUCACUUGUUUCCAACGUGGUCCUCGAUGAAAUAAACUCAAUACAGACAAUACACAAGAUAAAUAUAUCUUCCUCCCAGUGUGGAAAGGUAUUUACCUAGUUAGGGAACCUGUAAGACCACGAGGGAACAAACACCGGGGAGAUGCCUUACCACUGCUCCCAGUGUGGAAAGAGAUUUUUCACAUCUCGUAACACACACAGUGCUCCCACACUUUUUUUGGGGGGACUGGGAAGGUGUUUUUCUGGGUUCGUUCGGUCAUGAAAACCUGGGGGAAAGUCAUGGAUUUUGUUGUUGUGUUUUUCCAGGCCUGGGAAAGUUUUGGACAAGGAUCAAAUCUGAAAAGUUUUCAAAAAAAGUAUUAGAGUUAAAAAAAGUUUUCAAAAAAAGAAUUAUUUUAAUACUUCUGUUAGCCAUUUAUUUAGGCAUAGUUUGUAAAUAUUUUAUUAAUCACAUACAAAUCACCAUAUCAACCAGGAUCUGAAUGGUUUAAUGCUGUGUGACGCAUCACCUGCACGUUGCACUGUGAAGUGGCCCUCAAGGGGAGAGAGACAGUAGCACGUUGCACUGUGGAGUGGCCCUCAAGGGGAGAGAGACAGUAGCACUGUGGAGUGGCCCUCAAGGGGAGAGAGACAGUAGCACGUUGCACUGUGGAGUGGCCCUCAAGGGGAGAGAGACACCUGCACGUUGCACUGUGGAGUGGCCCUCAAGGGGAGAGAGACAGUAGCACGUUGCAGCAGCAGGUUGGCCUAUAGAAUAUGAGAGAACAGACUAACUAGGUAGCCAAUUUAAAACAUAUAUUGUAACCUGGCUAGUUAUCAAUUUAGCUUUUAGAUAACUAGCAUGAAUAAAUGCUAUCUGGUUAACACUUUAGCUGUUAGCAUUUAUUCAUGCUAGUUAUCUAUCUGGUUAACUGUGUAGCUGUUAGCAUUUAUUCAUGCUAGUUAACUGUUUAGCUGUUAGCAUUUAUUCAUGCUAGUUAACUGUUUAGCUGUUAGCAUUUAUUCAUGCUAGUUAACUGUUUAGCUGUUAACAUUUAUUCAUGCUAGUUAUCUAUCUGGUUAACUGUUUAGCUGUUAGCAUUUAUUCAUGCUAGUUAUCUAUCUGGUUAACUGUUUAGCUGUUAGCAUUUAUUCAUGCUAGUUAUCUAUCUGGUUAACUGUUUAGCUGUUAGCAUUUAUUCAUGCUAGUUAACUGUUUAGCUGUUAGCAUUUAUUCAUGCUAGUUAUCUAUCUGGUUAACUGUUUAGCUGUUAGCAUUUAUUCAUGCUAGUUAUCUAUCUGGUUUACUGUUUAGCUGUUAGCAUUUAUUCAUGCUAGUUAUCUAUCUGGUUAACUGUUUAGCUGUUAGCAUUUAUUCAUGCUAGUUAUCUAUCUGGUUAACUGUUUAGCUGUUAGCAUUUAUUCAUGCUCGUUAACUGUUUAGCUGUUAACAUUUAUUCAUGCUUGUUAACUGUUUAGCUGUUAUCAUUUAUUCAUGGUUUCGUCAUGUCCCAAAAACUUUCCACCGACACUUGCGAGUUAAGGCCAUGCAAAGUUUAUAAACUUUUUUUGGACGAUUCAUUUAAACAGUUUUUUGUUGUUGUAGCAAACAAAUGAUUCACUUCGCCAUUGUAUUAGUAAGGAUUCUGGUGAAUCGAAUCAUGUGAAUCAAAAUAAUCCAUUUGUGAAUCACGAGGACAAAACCUGCCAUAAUUAUCUAUAAUCUAAUUCUUCAAUCUCCAAUAAAUGUUAUUCAUCGUAUUUAUUUAUUUCUGUAUUUCUUCCUCCAAUAUGAUAAU
Molecule: messenger RNA, 3604 nt
Organism: Salvelinus fontinalis (brook trout)
Lineage: Eukaryota; Metazoa; Chordata; Actinopteri; Salmoniformes; Salmonidae
Product: zinc finger protein 501-like
Exons: 2
Coding region: 254-1708 (484 amino acids)
Biological process (GO): regulation of transcription by RNA polymerase II; central nervous system development
Cellular component (GO): nucleus
Molecular function (GO): RNA polymerase II cis-regulatory region sequence-specific DNA binding; DNA-binding transcription factor activity, RNA polymerase II-specific
Source: RefSeq, a predicted model, not a curated record